AUGCAGUUUUUGAAGCUAAACAUUUGGAAUGGUCUUGGUGAAGCUAAAAGUCAUUUUGAAGUAACGAAAUUGUUCAUAAAUUCUGACAUUUAUGAAAUAAAUGAGUUUAAAAAUAAGUUGAAAUGUCAUGACAAUUUCGGUAUAACUGAAAAAAGCAUAACUACACUUCAAAGCUACUCUUCUUCAUAUACAGAUGACUUUAAGGGUAAUUUUCCAUUAAAAACAAUCUAUGAAAUCACCGAACCAAUUAAGGAAAUGAAGUUUUUAUUAGUUGCUUCCAUUGUUAAUAUAAGGCAGAAUCUACCAUGGUAUAUAAUUCCAAUUAACGUACAAGAUUGUACUGGAACCAUUGGAUUGACUCUUUUUGAUAGGGAAGCAAGGAGGUUGUUAAAUAUAAGUGCCUACGAGUUGAAAAAGAUACAUGAUGCGGCCGGAGACAGUGUGCCCUAUUUUCCAAUGCAACUUAACGUGUUGAAAAACCGCAAGUUUGGUUUUGUUGUAGAUAUUACAGAAUACAAUGUCAACAACUAUAAUAACAUCUACACAGUUCUCAGAGUUACAGAAGAUAUGUCCAUUGUUUGUGAAUUGGAAAGUAAAAUAGAACUUAUGAGUAUUCAAUCUGUCUCCUUAAAUCAAGUUGCUUUGGAAUCCGAUGAUGUUGUACAGCCUGUUCAAAAGACGAAAGUUUUACACCCUCAACAGUUGAUAAGUCAACGCAACAAGUCCUUGCAAAAUAUCAGGUUGAAAUGUCAUGACAAUUCUGGUAUAACUGAAAAAAGCAUAACUACACUUCAAAGCUACUCUUCUUCAUAUACAGAUGACUUUAAGGGUAAUUUUCCAUUAAAAACAAUCUAUGAAAUCACCGAACCAAUUAAGGAAAUGAAGUUUUUAUUAGUUGCUUCCAUUGUUAAUAUAAGGCAGAAUCUACCAUGGUAUAUAAUUCCAAUUAACGUACAAGAUUGUACUGGAACCAUUGGAUUGACUCUUUUUGAUAGGGAAGCAAGGAGGUUGUUAAAUAUAAGUGCCUACGAGUUGAAAAAGAUACAUGAUGCGAUAUUACAGAAUACAAUGUCAACAACUAUAAUAAACAUCUACACAGUUCUCAGAGUUACAGAAGAUAUGUCCAUUGUUUGUGAAUUGGAAAGUAAAAUAGAACUUAUGAGUAUUCAAUCUGUCUCCUUAAAUCAAGUUGCUUUGGAAUCCGAUGAUGUUGUACAGCCUGUUCAAAAGGAUGUGAUCUCACAAACAGACGAAAGUUUUACACCCUCAACAGUUGAUAAGUCAACGCAACAAGUCCUUGCAAAAUAUCAGGUGAUUUGA
Lactuca saligna is the source of this 1320-nucleotide messenger RNA. NCBI's taxonomy places the organism in Eukaryota, Viridiplantae, Streptophyta, Magnoliopsida, Asterales, Asteraceae. The record is from the annotation of a GenBank genome assembly.